This is a messenger RNA of Colletotrichum costaricense, 780 nucleotides long. Its product is annotated as short chain dehydrogenase. The record is from RefSeq and is a predicted model, not a curated record. Lineage: Eukaryota; Fungi; Ascomycota; Sordariomycetes; Glomerellales; Glomerellaceae. Bases 1 to 780 code for a protein of 259 amino acids. The transcript has a single exon.
AUGGCACGAAUCCUCAUCACAGGCUCUUCUGACGGCCUAGGUGCAGUCGCCGCCCGCACCCUCCUCAAAAACGGCCAUCAAGUCGUCAUUCACGCCCGCAACGCGCAGCGAGCUGAAGAUGCGAAGACCGCCGUGCCAGGCGCCGAGACAGUUCUCAUCGGCGAUCUCUCCAAGAUUGCAGAGAUCAAGAAACUCGCCGAAGACGCCAACAAACUGGGAACAUUCGACGUCGUCAUCCACAAUGCAGGUCUCUACCGCGGGCCGUAUCGCAAGACCGAUCUCGGACUGCCAAGCUUAACUGCAGUCAACGUCUUUGCGCCCUACAUUCUCACGUCCUUGAUACACAAGCCCAAGAGGAUUGUGUACAUCUCUUCCGGACUGCACAAGAGCGGCGACACUAGCUUCACUGACCCUACGUGGCGCGAGCGCGGUGAGGGAGGCUGGAAUGAGAAUCAGGCGUAUUGCGACUCGAAGCUGCACGUCACGACGUUGGCCAACGCCGUCGCUCGCCUGUGGCCGGAUGUGAAGAGCAACUCGGUCGAUCCUGGCUGGGUUCCCACCAAGAUGGGAGGUUCUAACGCACCUGAAAAGGCAGAGGAUGGAGUGGCAAGCUAUGUUUUGCUGGCGGAGGGAACUGGUGGUGGAGAUGUUACUGGAAAGUACUUCAAGCCUCCCGGACAAGAAGAUACUCCAGUCCCUUUCACGAAGGAGGAGAAGAGACAAGACCAGUUGUUGAAAUUGCUCGAGGAGGAGACUGGGGUCAAAAUUCCCGUGGCCUAA